Messenger RNA from Harmonia axyridis, 727 nucleotides. It is a transcript of the gene Psf2, whose product is annotated as probable DNA replication complex GINS protein PSF2. The transcript has 3 exons. Gene Ontology annotation, cellular component: nucleus; GINS complex. The record is from RefSeq and is a predicted model, not a curated record. NCBI's taxonomy places the organism in Eukaryota, Metazoa, Arthropoda, Insecta, Coleoptera, Coccinellidae. Gene Ontology annotation, biological process: DNA replication; double-strand break repair via break-induced replication. The coding region runs from base 59 to 649 and encodes 196 amino acids.
CAAUCAUUGGCGCCAAUAUUCAAUAUUUGUUGGUUAUGAAAUUUUUGUUUUGAUUCAGAUGGAUCCUGAAGAAGUUGAAUUUAUUGGAGAAAAGGAAUAUGUAGUUAUAGUUCCAACAUUCAAUUAUAAAGCAAUUCAAUUGAUAUCUGGAGAUAUUGGGCCUUUCAGAGCAGGUUUGCCUAUUAAAAUACCACUUUGGAUUGCCAUCAAUUUGAAACAACAGCAAAUUUGUAAGAUAGAGCAGCCUGAUUGGAUGGAUAUAGAGUAUUUAGAGAACCUUAAAGAAACCGAAAAAAAUGCACCUACAUUUACAAAAAUGCCCAACGAGCACUAUAUGGCUGUAACCAAGGCUUUAUUGAAGAAUGCUCCAGAUGAUCUAAUCAGGGCAAAUGAAGUAAGAACACUAGUGAAAGAUAUAUGGGAUAUAAGAAUGUCAAAAUUAAGAUCCUCAGUUGAUUUGCUUAUAAAAAAUAUGUCUUCUUAUGCUGCUGUUGAUAACUUAACAAUGAUGGAAAUCAAUUCAAUGAGACCUCUUCUACCACAUGCCUUAGAUCAAAUUCAUAGAAUGAAAAAGUAUCAGGGGCCCACUACUGGAUCUAUUUCAACAAGUGCACAACAAUCGAGAUCGUCUUAUUCUUUUAGAAGUUAAUAAAUAAUAACUACGUUUGUAAUGUAUGUAUACUAAAUUUUGUAAUUUAUAUUUGUAUCAAUAAAAUGAUUCAAUGAA